Molecule: messenger RNA, 1450 nt
Organism: Xiphias gladius (swordfish)
Lineage: Eukaryota; Metazoa; Chordata; Actinopteri; Istiophoriformes; Xiphiidae
Product: neurexophilin-4-like
Exons: 2
Coding region: 166-1065 (299 amino acids)
Molecular function (GO): signaling receptor binding
Source: RefSeq, a predicted model, not a curated record
AUGAUUUUUGAGUCUCUCACUGCGGAAUGUCCUCUCUUCUUUUGAAGAGAGUGGAGGCUUUAACUCGGUAAAUCACCACUUCUUCACUCGGGCAGAUUGCCUCUCAAGACACUCUCUCCCCUGCCGACUCUCCGGGCGGAGAAACGUUGCUGCGGCUGCUGCAAAAUGAGGGCUCUGCGUUUGAACUUUGCCAUCACCUGUCUGUGGCUUCUGCCUUCAGCGGUCCAAGAAACAGCCAAGCCCUUGGACUUUCAGAGCCAACAAUGGAUGGAGGAGGAAGGAGGAACAGGAGACGCCGUGGUAGCUGCACUGAAGGUUAAACAUAUCUCCAAAGAUUUACAGAUCAUCUCCACCAAACACAAAACACCUGCUUAUGGCUCGCUCGGCCCGUACGGAUGGCCACAGAACUUCUCCCAAGCCCAGGAUCAGUAUCUGUACCACCCUCCUCCCAAAUCCAAAUCUCCUGCUAAAACAUCCCCAAAGGCCAAGAAGAUCCUGGGCUGGGGUGAUUUUUACUUCAACGUGAAAACAGUGAAGUUCAGCCUCCUGGUGACGGGCAAAAUCGUGGACCACAUCAACGGGACUUUCAGCGUCUACUUCCGCCACAAUUCCUCCCAUCUGGGGAACAUAUCCGUCAGCAUCGUCCCACCCUCCAAAGCCGUGGGAUGGGAAGUUCUGGAUCCUGCAACUCAGAGCGCUCACGUCAAAAACUCAGUCCUGGUUCCGGACAUGAUGUCUCAGUUCCAGAGCCCCACGCAGUCCACCAGCUCCACCCCUCACGGCCAGCAGAAGCAGCAGCAGGACAUGAUGAUGGUGACCGAGCAAAACUGCCGGAUCGAGUACCAGAGAACCAACCGGUCCAAGAAGACCAAGCCCUGCAUGUACGACCCGGGGCAGACCUGCUACUCAGAAAACACCCAGUCCCAGGCAGCCUGGAUCUGUGCCAAACCCUUUAAGGUUAUAUGCAUCUUUAUCGCCUUCACUGGCACCGAUUACAGGCUGGUGCAGAAAAUUUGUCCAGACCACAACUUUCAGACAGAGCACAACCAACAGCACUUUGGAUGAUGGAUCAGCGAGGCUGACAAUGAGACGUCAAACACUGACUUUUCAUACAUCCUUCAAAAUCACGAGUUCAGUUUUCAAAAUAGGUUUGAGAUUGACUGUUUUUCUACGCCGUUAAAAACACAUUGUCAACAUAUCACUCUGAGUGCAGUUUGAUUCAAAACUUGUGAUAAUGUGUUAAUAGCAGAAUGUGUUUAUGAUGAGUUUUAGAAUGUGAGCUUUGUGCUGUCUGAAACCAAACCCAUCCAAUGAAAAGCUCCAUGUUGUGACUUGAUUCAUGAUAUAACUUUAUGUGUAGUGUUGUAUGAAUUUUGUUUUCUGAAAAUGCAUUAAUAGACGUGAAGACUUUAAAUCCAAAAUGUGAUUUUUUGGCUCAUUAAUAAAACAA